AUGACGGAUUCAAAUAUUCUAAAACUUGUUUGGGAGGGUAAAAUUCCUGCUUGUUUCUCGUUGGCACAAGAAGAUCUAGCGCAUGAAGAUCAUGUUCCUCCACCCGUAUAUAUGUUUCUUCCUCGUGUUUCUUAUUUCCCGUUGGUUACUGAAAAAGUAAUAAAACAAUUCAGUCAGUUCACCCAGAUUUCGUCAACAUUGAAGCCUUCUUCCGAAGAUGCGUCUUUUGAGUCAUGGGGAAAAACAGAACGUGAAGCUCAGUUCACACCACCACCACCACCACCACUACCACCUGAUCAGGUCACGAUGUCCAAACAAUAUCCUCUAGUUAAUGAAUUUUGGCUGGAAUAUGCCCAUCAGCCUUUGAAAUGGCAUUAUCCAAUUGGACUUGUAUUCGAUAUGUGCGCUGAUACAAUAGAUAUCCCAUGGAAGAUAACAGUUCACUUUAGUAACUAUCCAACUGACUUACUGUUAUCUCCGCCUGUAAGUCGACCAGCUAUUGAGGCACAUUUCUUAUCGAUGAUCAAAGAAGCAGAUGCUCUAAAACAUCGUAGCUACGUCAUAAAUCAAAUGCAGGCUAGAGAUCAUCGUCAAUUGUGGAAUGGAUUAUUGCAUUUUCGGUAUGAUCAGUUUUGGUCAGUCAAUAGCAGAUUGAUGGAGCCUUUGUCGACCAAUAAUAAAGAACUCAUGGUGGGAGAAAUACCUUCUUCUGAAGAGUCAGAUGAGAAAUUACUUGGAAAUCAGGACAUGUUGUCUACAAAGCAUAGGACAUUUCGUUACAUACCUUGUCGUCUUUACUGUGUUACUGGGAAUUCAAGUUGUACAUCGUCAAGUUUUAUUCAGAAACUUAUUCGUCCAUUGAAUGACGAUGGUUCGCUAACUUCACUCCAAGAUGCUAUCGGAAUUCUGUUCCAGUCUCACGAAAAUUCAAGAACACAAAACGCAAAACCUGAAAAUUACUUAUUUUUUAUCCAUGGAAUAACAGUACCGUACGAAACCUCAAUGCAAUGGAUAAGUGAACACAUGUCUUAUCCUGACAACUUUAUUCAUAUAGUUGCUCGUCCACGCAGUCAAUCACAUCGAAUUCAGAUUCAUAAUCUAUUGUAA
This is a messenger RNA of Trichobilharzia regenti, 1107 nucleotides long. The record is from the annotation of a GenBank genome assembly. NCBI's taxonomy places the organism in Eukaryota, Metazoa, Platyhelminthes, Trematoda, Strigeidida, Schistosomatidae.